Messenger RNA from Bursaphelenchus okinawaensis, 687 nucleotides. The record is from the annotation of a GenBank genome assembly. NCBI's taxonomy places the organism in Eukaryota, Metazoa, Nematoda, Chromadorea, Rhabditida, Aphelenchoididae.
AUGGAGGAGGUCUGCACGGACAACGCGAAGUAGGUUCUUCUGUUGUGUUUAUGGGUUGUAUGAUAGGGGUGACAUAAGGUGGGUUAGAACUACAUUGUAAGAGUUAUGGGUAGAUUAGCGCUAUAUUAUAGUAGGCAAAACCGGUCUUUUUGAGAUUUUUUGAACUUUUUGAAUUUAAAUAUAGUCGAAAUGCAAUAAAUUAUUGUGUUUUUGUAUAUUACAGUCUAUAUUACAUUAAAAUGUCAAAAGUUUGGGUUUAGAAGUCGAAAGAACGUUAUGCCAAACUUGGCGGGAAAUUCAAAUUUUAAAAUCAGUUUUUGGCACUUUUAGCUAAAAUGAACUUUUUUAAUUAUAGUACGGUAUAUUUUGGUGCUAACUAGUAUUUUACUGACAUUUUUUUCUCAAAAAAAAGUUUUGACUUUAUCGACCGGUCGAUAUUUUUUUAAAAUUUUUUUUCAAAUCUUUAGUUUUAAAAUAAGUUUUGACUCUAAAAAUCACAUUUUCAGCGUUUUUCUCGGUAUAUUCGUCGGCUGCGCGAUUGCUUCGAUCGUCCUGCUGACUGUAUGCUCCGGCACCGCCCUGAUCUACAGGCCAUACAUUCGGUACGUCUACCGCAAGAUGACCCGCACCGACGUGGAUAAGAAGAAGAUGAAAGAGAAUGCAAAGAUCCGAAAAGGAAAGAAAUAA